Molecule: messenger RNA, 963 nt
Organism: Rubroshorea leprosula
Lineage: Eukaryota; Viridiplantae; Streptophyta; Magnoliopsida; Malvales; Dipterocarpaceae
Source: the annotation of a GenBank genome assembly
AUCAGUUAGUAACUCCGCGAAAUAGUAGUGAAAGUGAUGUAGGAAAAACCAUUUUUAUUUAUUCUACACCUUUUACUUCUGUUAUUGGUUCCCUAUCACUGAACUUGGGCAUUAGCUAAACACCAAUGUGGCAUUUUCUUUGUGAUGAUCGGCUGUUCAUUGAAGAAAUAUGUCGUGAUAUCCACAGCUCAGAUUCUGAAUGGAAGAUUAUACUGCUAAGAUACUUUAAUCCUGUUGGUGCACAUCCCAGUGGCCAUAUUGGUGAGGAUCCCCGUGGAAUUCCAAACAAUCUGAUGUCUUUUGUACAACAAGUGGUUGUUGGCGAGCACCCAGCCUUGACUGUAUUUGGAAAUGAUUAUUCAACAAAAGAUGGUACCAGGAUGGCUUCUAAACCACUUACAGGCGAGGCAAAUGCUCUUACAGAGAAGAAAAUGGACAUGGGAUUAGGGUUAGAGUUCCACCAGUUCAGCGAAGGUCUCCAAAUGGACACUUUGCUGCAAAGGUAUUUCUUCCAUCCUGUGACUGGGGGCUAUUCGCCCCAGCAGUGGCACCAGGAUGAGGAGCAACAGGGUAAGUCAGUGCCUAAGCAGAAGCCUCGAACACUAGACUCGCGGUUUGCCCACGUGAAGGAAGAGCGAAUGCGGGUCUUUUCAGACAAGAACAAUGCUGUGCAACGCAAUGGCAAUGGUGGCUGGCAAAGUUCACCAUCGACAAGACGCCAGUUUGAUAACUAAUUCCACAUUUGUUGAUAAGAUGGAGUCAUUCGGUUACACAUGAUGAGAUGGAGUCCUACAGUUGCAGCAUACCUUUUCUCCAAAGUUCAGCGCCAUUUUACAUUUUCUAGUUACUUGUUUUACGCAACAAUCGGAUUUUACUCACUGACUAACCCUGAAACUCUUAUAUUCACAAAUAGCAUCAGUUAUUUAUGUCUCCAAACACAUGAAAUAAUCUUCUUUUCUUCCA